Molecule: messenger RNA, 2696 nt
Organism: Macrobrachium nipponense
Lineage: Eukaryota; Metazoa; Arthropoda; Malacostraca; Decapoda; Palaemonidae
Product: neuropeptide CCHamide-1 receptor-like
Exons: 2
Coding region: 1145-2389 (414 amino acids)
Biological process (GO): G protein-coupled receptor signaling pathway
Cellular component (GO): plasma membrane
Molecular function (GO): neuropeptide receptor activity
Source: RefSeq, a predicted model, not a curated record
GCGACAGCUAGCGGGCGGGUUGGUCUUGGAGGCUCAGUGUAACCCGAGCCAGCAUUAGCAAUACACGUGAGAGAGACAGGAGAGAGAGCACUCACCGCACGGACAGAGAGCGAGAGAGACAGGACGCUGGAUGGUUGGUUUGCUUAGUCCCAAAUCACCUGUUGCUUUGGCAUUACGCCACUUUUUUCACGGGGCAACAGGUUCUUCCUCUUAUUCUUUGGCAGAAGUCAUUUGCUGCGGAGUCCAUUCUCGUCUGCCGAAUGAAAUCAAACGCUGUCUCAGGUCGUUGACAAGACUUGACAAGGAACUUCUAGACUGAGCAUGAUGGAAUCAGUCUGUAUUUCGGGGUUUUUACUGAACUCUACAUCUGAAACCGACAUCUGAAACUUUAGAAUAUUAGACAUGAUAGCAGGAAUUUCUCGUUAGCAUCGAGACAAACUAUAUCAUCUUUGGCAAUACUGUACUACUUCUGUUUCCUACGAAGUACUUCUGAUCCCAGAAAAGAAAAGAACAAUCAAAGGUGUGUAGAUUAAAUCUGGGAAUUAAACAGAAAUGACGAAUCCUUAUCUAAACAGCUUGAGGAGUAAUCAAAUCGGAUAAAACUUUGAAAAAACAAAUCGAUUUAGAAGAAAGCACGAAGAAAACGGACGUAGACACAUGCAGAACAACAAUACGAAGAGCGGUUUUCUGUUCUGUCGAAGCCAACUGAACUUGACCGAAUUUUAACUUCAGAAAAACUUCAAAAGACUCGAUUUUUUUUUGUUGCUUAUACCAAAAGUUUGACUGAAGAAGAAACAGUACUGCAAGUAAUCUGCUGAGAUGACUCGACUGAUUUCGUCGCCCUACCCAGACUGAUUUAACUGACUUAAUUAACCAUCUGACGGAAGUUCUCAAGUGCAAAUAAGGUCUUCUUGGAAGGAUAUGGCGUUCACGAAAGAGCACUACAAUCAACAUGGCCAAUCUGAAAGCCAAGAUGCCGAGGACAACUAUACCUGCCAAUCGAUGAUAAUCUAUCUCUGAGAAGGCAAAUAAAAGAACUUCGUAAACAAACGUCUGAGACAAUAUCAAAGUUGUUCGUAUUGCUUUGAAUUUUGUAGUGAUAUUAUACACACUUGGUCUUGCAAAAAAAAAAAAAAAAAAAACAAUGGAGUACCUCAAGGAGGACUGCGAGUUCCUGAAAAGGUGCGACACUUUCCAAGCCAGUGGGACGGAAGACGGCCGAGUGGAGAUGACCCUGGCAGAGAACCUCCUGCAGAACAUCUCGUGGUUGGGCGUCAACGUCACCCCAGCGACGACGGAGCUCCCCUACUUUCCCAUAGAGAAGCGACCCGAGACCUACAUCGUCCCGAUCGUCUUCUUCUUCAUCUUCGUCGUGGGAGCCACGGGCAACGGCGCCCUGGUCUUCAUGUUCCUGAAAUACCCAAACAUGCGCAACGUGCCCAACACGUACAUCCUCUCCUUGGCACUGGGCGACCUCCUGGUCGUCAUCUUCGCCGUCCCCUUCGUGUCCAUCAUCUACGUCACGGAAACGUGGCCCUACGGCGAGUUCAUCUGCAAGCUGUCGGAGUUCAUGAGGGACGUCUCCGUCGGGGUGACGGUGUUCACGCUGACGGCCCUCAGCGCCGAGCGCUACUACGCCAUCGUGGACCCCGUGGGGAAGCGGGCCGGCGCCGUUGCCCGCAGGACCACCACGGUGGCCACCAUCUUCAUCUGGCUGCUGGCGGUGAUCUUCGCCCUGCCCGCUCUGAUCUUCUCCUACCUGAGGCACCAGGACACGGCCAAGGGCGAGAUCGUCGUGUGCUACCCAUUCCCGCCCCUGCUGGGGAAAUUCUACCCCAAGAUCAACGUCGUCUCGAAACUCACCGUCUACUACCUUCUGCCGCUGCUGACCAUCUCCACCUUCUACCUCCUGAUGGCGCGGCACCUGAUGCAGGCGGCCGCCCCUCUGCCGGGGGAAGCGCAGCACCAGAGGCAGCAGCACCAGCGGCACGUGGCCGCCCGACGGAAGGUGGCCAAGCUGGUGUUCGCCUUCGUGAUCAUCUUCGCCGUGUGCUACUUCCCGAACCACGUGUUCCUAAUGUGGUUCUACUUCAACCCCAACAUGGACAGUGACUACAACCAGUUCUGGAACAACUUCCGGUGGAUCGGCUUCUGCCUGGGCUUCGUCAACUCCUGCAUCAACCCCAUCGCCCUCUACUGCAUCUCGGGCACCUUCAGGAAGAACUUCAACCGCCACCUCUUCUGCUGCCUGUGCCCGGAGGCGGCCCAGGGGCGCGUGUGGACCACCUUCCACUUCCACUCCUCCGGCCACCACUUCAUCUCCACCGUCCGCAAGACAGACAACUUCGACAUGUCGACGAUGAACGGACCCGAAAAGACCGCCGUUUAAAACGACUCGCUCCAGCGAACGAAAGACAAACAAACAACAAACAAACGAUGAGGGAGCUUCUACGUACACUGCUUCUGUGCGCUUACUGUCUGUCUGUCCUCAUUCUGCUUGCGGUGGAAACGGCUCUCUUGUGCCACCUGACAAACAUCUCAAGAAUUUGGUGUGCAAAUAGACGAAAAUAACUUGUUCCUGGGCUUGAGCAAAUCUCCAUCGUGCAGAAAUGCUACCGGAUGAGUCGUCGAGAAAUUACAGUUUCGACUCGAAAAAUGUAGAAAGAUACUUCCGUAGAGUAACAUGCACAAAUAUU